Suillus fuscotomentosus is the source of this 306-nucleotide messenger RNA. RefSeq lists its product as uncharacterized. The coding region runs from base 1 to 306 and encodes 101 amino acids. The record is from RefSeq and is a predicted model, not a curated record. Gene Ontology annotation, molecular function: protein binding. The transcript has 4 exons. Lineage: Eukaryota; Fungi; Basidiomycota; Agaricomycetes; Boletales; Suillaceae.
AUGUCCUUGGCUCUCUGUGGCGGGGCUGUCGACCUUGACCUCCGCAACAAGAAUGGCGAUACACCACUUCAUAUCGCUUUAAAGGAGAUGGAAGAGGAUCAGGAUCGUUUUGAAAUUGUUCAAGAACUAGUAUGUUGUGGCGCAGAGUGCAAACGAAAACGGAUCAUCGCAAAUCCUCCAUGCGAUGACGAGGAUGACGAGGUUGAAAUACAGCCAGAACAACUGAGGAAGCAAAUGUAUGACAGAAAUGAUUUCGUAGACGAUGUCGAAGAUGGAAGCGAGGGAUCAAGCCUGGAGGCUGAAUAG